Phyllopteryx taeniolatus (common seadragon) is the source of this 1544-nucleotide messenger RNA. It is a transcript of the gene dtwd1, whose product is annotated as DTW domain containing 1. Gene Ontology annotation, cellular component: nucleus. Lineage: Eukaryota; Metazoa; Chordata; Actinopteri; Syngnathiformes; Syngnathidae. Gene Ontology annotation, molecular function: tRNA-uridine aminocarboxypropyltransferase activity. The transcript is spliced from 5 exons. Gene Ontology annotation, biological process: tRNA modification. Bases 175 to 1182 code for a protein of 335 amino acids. The record is from RefSeq and is a predicted model, not a curated record.
UACUAUGGCUACAAACCGGGGGGGGGGGGAACUUCCUGUAGCUGAAGGCGCUAUUAAAACAUCCCGGUCCAGUAAUUCUCGACUUCCAAAUUGAUUGGUGCGCGUGUGACCACUAUAAAUAUCUGCUCCACGUUCUCAUCUCAUCGGGACUGUCCACGUCCAGCGCGAGCAACCAUGAGCGGCUUGGACGAAGGCUGCAGCGAUCCGGCACACACGCACGACGAGCUGUCCGAGCCGCCUCUUCGAGGUUUGAAAUUGGCAUCGCACGGCGUGCUGGAGAAAGUGCAGCAGAGGGGCAGGUCAAAAUGUGCGAAAUGCGGAGGAUCAAGGAUGUUCUUCUGCUACACAUGCUGCUUAUUAGUGGAUGUCAGUCUGCAUGAAAUCCCCGUCGUCAAGGUCGGUAUAAAGCUUCCAGUGAAGAUAGACAUCAUCAAGCACCCCAAUGAGACCGAUGGCAAGAGCACUGCGGUUCAUGCCAAGAUCCUCGCACCCAGCGACGUCACCAUCUACACGUACCCCUGCAUUCCCGACUACGAUCAAGACGAGGUCUGCUCCGUCCUCCGCUUUGUUGAACAACUGCGUCUUACUAUGAACAGAUUUUCCACGACGGUUCUGCCUUCCACUACUGAACAGGUCGUGUUGGUGUUCCCUGGUCCAGGCGCUGUCACAGUGCAAGACAUGGUGCAGCGUUUGCAUGAGAAGACGGACAGCAGGUCAAGUGGCCCCCGCUUAAAGAGGCGGAAACUAGUGAACGUUCCAGCCGACGCGCACGCUACGGAAGAUCCGGGGUCAGGGGCCCCGGAUGAAACGAAGAGCUCCGAAUCAAGGGCGCAUCCCGUCCAGAGGGUGGUCUUCAUCGACAGCACGUGGAACCAGACCAACAAAAUCAGCACAGAUGAGCGACUACAAGACCUGCUCCAGGUUGAGCUGAGGACGAGGAAAACGUGCUUCUGGCGCUCUCAGAAGGGCAAACCAGACACUUACCUCGCGACGAUCGAAGCCAUCUAUUAUUUCCUCAAGGACUUCCACGAACAGUGCCUUGCUCAAGAGUACAGCGGAGAGUAUGAUAAUCUUCUCUUCUUCUACUCUUACCUGCACACAGUUGUCAACAAGUCAAAGGAGGCUGGAAAGAAGGAAGCCGAGAGGAGAGAAAAACAGCGACAGACUGAAGCAAGACUAUAAAUCCAAGUCAAGUUCCCAUUUUAAGUUUGAUUUUGUUUGGGAUGGAAACAUUUGUUGGAAUAAAAUGUUAAGGAUUUUCAAUGGCAAGGUGAAACUAAUUAAUCCAGUGUAAAAAAAAAAAAAAAAGAAAUCCCACUUGAUCCAGAGCUAGCAUGUUAGCAAGCAGUCACAUUGUAUGCAAAGCUCUACCGUUGUUCCAAAAAGUAUGAAAAUUUAAAACUGCAUCUUUUCCUCUUUAAAAGUGAAUAUACCAAAAGCAGAGAGGCAGGAUUAUACGUUUCCAUGAAAAAGGAUUAUUUCACUUUCAAAAGCAGCACAACAGGAGUCUCAAGUACAUUUAAAUAUAUUUAUUUACAAACCAG